Messenger RNA from Periophthalmus magnuspinnatus, 1538 nucleotides. Its product is annotated as intermediate filament protein ON3-like. Gene Ontology annotation, molecular function: structural constituent of skin epidermis. Gene Ontology annotation, cellular component: keratin filament. NCBI's taxonomy places the organism in Eukaryota, Metazoa, Chordata, Actinopteri, Gobiiformes, Gobiidae. The coding region runs from base 1 to 1425 and encodes 474 amino acids. Gene Ontology annotation, biological process: intermediate filament organization; keratinization. The record is from RefSeq and is a predicted model, not a curated record. The transcript has a single exon.
AUGUCCAGGAAAGCCAUGUCUGUGUCCAGCUACAGCUCCAAGAGGUCUGUGAUCCCAGCCACCUCCAGCUACACUGUGAAGAGGAGCGGCUUCAGCUCUGGCUCUGCCUAUGGCAGUGGAUUCGGCUCUGGCUCUGCCUUCGGAGGUUCUGCUGGCAUUGGCGGUGGCUACAGCAGUGGUGGCAUGUUCUCCUCCAGCAUGGGUGGUGGCAGCUAUGUGGCUCCACCAAUCACUCAAGUCACUGUGAACCAGAGCCUUCUAACCCCUCUGCAGCUCGACAUCGACCCCACCAUCCAGGCCGUCCGCACCAAUGAGAAGGACCAGAUCAAGUCCCUGAACAACCGUUUCGCCUCUUUCAUAGACAAAGUGCGCUUCCUGGAGCAGCAGAACAAGAUGCUGGAGACCAAAUGGAGCCUGCUGCAGGACCAAACCAUCACACGCUCCAACCUGGAUGCCAUGUUCGAGGCCUAUAUUGCCAACCUCCGCAGACAGCUGGACGGCCUGGGCAACGAGAAGGUCAAGCUGGAGGGAGAGCUCAAGAACAUGCAGGGUGUGGUGGAGGACUUCAAGAGGAAGUACGAAGAUGAGAUCAACAAGCGCGCUGCUGCAGAGAAUGAGUUUGUUCUGCUGAAGAAAGAUGUGGAUGCUGCCUACAUGAUCAAGGUGGAGCUGGAGGCCAAGGUGGACGCUCUCCAGGAUGAGAUCAACUUCCUGCGUGCUGUGUACGAGGCCGAGCUGCGCGAGCUGCAAGGCCAGAUCAAAGACACCUCCGUCAUUGUGGAGAUGGACAACAGCCGCAACUUGGACAUGGACGCCAUCGUGGCGGAAGUGCGCGCUCAGUAUGAAGACAUCGCCAACAAGAGCAAGGCCGAUGCCGAGAGCUGGUACAAGCAGAAGUAUGAGGAGAUGCAGACCUCUGCCGGACAGACAGGCGACGACCUCCGUACCACCAAAGCUGAGAUUGCAGAGCUGAACCGCAUGAUUGCCCGCCUCCAGAACGAGAUCGAGACCGUGAAGGGACAGAGGGCCAGCCUGGAAGCCCAGAUCGCAGAGGCAGAGGAGCGCGGAGAGCUGGCUGUGAGGGACGCCAGACUGCGCAUCAAAGAACUGGAGGACGCUCUGCAGAGAGCCAAGCAGGAUAUGGCCCGGCAGGUGCGUGAGUACCAGGAGCUGAUGAACGUCAAACUCGCCCUGGACAUCGAGAUCGCCACCUACAGGAAACUGCUGGAGGGAGAGGAGAGCAGGUUGGCCAGCGGAGGCGUCAAUGCCACCAUCCACGUGCAGGAGUCCUCCAGGGGAGUGAGCGCUGGUGCCGGAGGCCUCAGCUCCAGCUCUGGCUUUGGCUACGGAGGUUCAUCCAUGGGAAUGGGAGGCGGCAUCAGCAGGUCCUCUGUCAGCACCACCAGCUCCGUCAGACGCUACUGAACCAAGACCAAGUCACUCAAAUCCUGAGAGUGUUAAACUUAGAGGGGAGGACAUUUAAAUGUGAAACUGUAUUUGAAUGUUUCUCUGUUAAGUUUAAUAUUCCUGUAAAGCUU